Pyrus x bretschneideri (Chinese white pear) is the source of this 1206-nucleotide messenger RNA. RefSeq names its product protein DETOXIFICATION 16-like. Gene Ontology annotation, biological process: xenobiotic detoxification by transmembrane export across the plasma membrane. The transcript has 6 exons. Gene Ontology annotation, cellular component: membrane. Lineage: Eukaryota; Viridiplantae; Streptophyta; Magnoliopsida; Rosales; Rosaceae. Bases 41 to 1132 code for a protein of 363 amino acids. Gene Ontology annotation, molecular function: antiporter activity; xenobiotic transmembrane transporter activity. The record is from RefSeq and is a predicted model, not a curated record.
UAUUCGCAGACAAGAAGAUAAAUCUCUCUCCGGCGCUACCAUGGCCCUUUCCUUCACUGCCGUCACCGGUUUCAGCUUGUUGAUGGGCAUGUCAAGCGCACUGGACACAUUAUCCGGCCAGUGCUAUAGUGCAAAGCAGCACCGUCUGAUGGGCAUACAUAUGCAGAGAGCAAUGCUUGUUCUUUCACUUGUUUGCAUACCUCUUGCCAUCAUUUCCGCAAACACAAAAACAAUCGUAAUAGCUCUAGGCCAAAAUGCUGCCAUUGCAGCAGAAGCUGGGGAAUUUGCACGAUUCACGAUCCCUUCCCUUUUUGCAUACGGACUCCUCCGGUGCCUCGUGAGAUUCUUACAAACUCAAAACAUAGUGUUCCCGAUGAUGCUGAGCUCUGUGGUUUCAGCUUUACUUCACAUCCCACUCUGUUGGGUUCUCGUGUUUAAAUCCGGACUUGGAGGCAGGGGAGCUGCCCUGGCAUAUUCAAUCUCCUUUUGGAUCAAUGUGUUAUUAUUGGCUCUUUAUGUCAAGUUCUCUCCGUCAUGUGCGAAAACUUGGACAGGCUUUUCAAAGGAGGCCUUUCACAACGUUACUACAUUCAUUAGGCUUGCUGUUCCUUCAGCCGUCAUGGCUAAGAUGCUAAUGCAGUUGACCAUGAGUUGUAACAACUUGGAAAUGUGGUCAUUUGAAAUGAUCGUUCUUCUAUCCGGUCUUCUUCCAAACCCAGAGUUGGAAACCUCAGUGCUUUCUGUCAGUUUGAAUACAGCGGCAAUGGUUUGGAUGUUCACUUUCGGACUCAGUUCUGCUGUGAGCACUCGUGUCUCCAAUGAAUUAGGAGCAGGACGUCCAGAAACAGCGCGCUUAGCGGUCUGUGUUGUGUUAGUCAUGGCCAUUACCGAGGGUGUAUGGUGGGAUCGACAAAAGUUAUAUACUUAUGUCGCAACCAUGAUGCCUAUACUUGCAACAUCCCACUUUAUAGACGCCCUCCAGUGUGUUCUUUCGGGUACUGCCAGAGGAUGUGGGUGGCAGAAGAUUGGAACAUAUGUUAAUCUCGGGCCAUACUACUUAGUUGGAAUUCCUUCGGCUAUUUUGAUGGCUUUCGUCUUUCACAUUGGUGGAAAGGUAAAGAGAAAAAAAUGACCGAGAGAAAAGGGUUUUUAGGUUUUCUUCUUUUCCUUCCCUUCUAUAUAACUUUUGUCUGUCAAACUGUUUUG